GCUAGGUGUCUUCUUGCAUGCAUGACACUCCCUGGAUGGUAUACAACGAAGCGGAUAGGCAAUUGAGCAGGAUGAUCAGCCAUGGAGGAGCAAGCACGUCAGGCUUCGAGAGGAGGGUUUGGGAGGACAAUAGCAAUCUUUCUCAGCCUACUUGAAUAGCCGUCUGGGCCGUGUCAUUUGCCGUCAACAUCCUAUCUUCACAGCUCUCAUCAAUCCGACUCUGCAAUCGCCGCCUCAUAUUGCGCUAUACCAUAAAAGCAGCACAUCCAUUGACAUCUUAUCACACAUACGUUUUCCAGCCCCAGAGCAUCUUAUCGUACGACAAACGUCUCAGCCGCCAAAAUGAGCCACGCAACCCCCCAGACCACCACCAUCCAGAACCCUCGGUUGAGGUUACUCAACAAGAUCAAGGCCGGAGAGUAUCCAUUAAUGACGUUCAUGGCCAUUCCCUCAGUACGACAAGCCCAGAUCAUCUCCCUGACCGGUGUCGACGGUAUCAUUAUUGAUUGUGAGCACGGUCACAUCGGAGAUGAUUCUAUGCACAACUCAGUCGCCGCUAUCUCGGCCCUUGGCGUAUCGCCAGUCAUUCGUAUCCGCGGUCCCGCACAUGACAUCCUCAAGCGGGCACUAGACACGGGCGCCCAUGGCAUCAUGGUCCCACAGAUCAACAACGCAGAGGAGGCGAGGCAGGUGGUUGCAUCUUCCAAGUUCCCACCCUGGGGCGUGCGUGGCCAGGGAUCAGCCUUCCCUGCCAUUGGCCACGGCCUGACCACGCCAGAGUACAUGAAGUCUGCCGAUCAAACCAUAAUCACCAUGAUCCAGAUUGAGACCCGGGCGGGUGUAGAAAAUGUUGAAGAGAUUGCCGCCGUACCUGGUGUCGAUCUCGUGUUCAUUGGCCCUAACGACCUGGCCCAGUCUCUCCUGGGCUACACCCCUGCCCGAGGCGACGAGCCCGAGUUCGUCGCGGCAAUUGACAAGAUUGUUGCGGCCGCGCGGAAGAACGGCAAGUGGGCUGGCCGCAUGGUGAACAAUGGCACCGCAGCGAAGGAGCAGAGGGAGAAGUAUGACACGGUGGCUAUCACCGGUGAUACCAAGGCCAUUCAGAAUUGGUACAUCUCCGAGUUCGAGAUCGCUCUAUCAUGAAGCUCUAGACUAGGCAAUACAUAGAUAAUGAAUAGACUAAUGAUCC
Molecule: messenger RNA, 1189 nt
Organism: Truncatella angustata
Lineage: Eukaryota; Fungi; Ascomycota; Sordariomycetes; Amphisphaeriales; Sporocadaceae
Product: Pyruvate/Phosphoenolpyruvate kinase-like domain-containing protein
Exons: 1
Coding region: 343-1143 (266 amino acids)
Cellular component (GO): cytoplasm
Molecular function (GO): aldehyde-lyase activity
Source: RefSeq, a predicted model, not a curated record